UCUACUUCGCAUCGGCGUUUGGAGUUCCUACAGGAGCGUGCAUUCUGUUCGCAAUGCUCGCCCGGAGAGCACUGCCGCGUCUGCAGCAAUCGUUGAGACGGUACGGAAGGAGACCAUUCUCCACGACAGAGCUGAGCAAUGGCGUACGAAUGGCAUACGAGCUAUAUGAGCCAGAGAAUGGAAAGGCCGCAGAAGGUGCUCCGAUCAUCUUCGUUCACGGCUUGUUCGGGUCGAAGAGAAAUCAUCGGAGCAUGAGUAAAGUUCUCGUACGCGACUUGAAGCGACCGGUCUACGCUGUCGACACUCGAAAUCAUGGCGACUCCUCACACCACCCAGAGCACGACUAUACGAAGAUGGCGGAGGACCUGGAGCUCUUCAUCAAGCACCACGACGUCCAAAAGAGCACACUCAUAGGCCAUUCUAUGGGCGCAAAAGCAGUCAUGACAGUUGCACUACGCAAGAAUGUAAAAGUGGGAAACCUCAUCUCAGUGGACAAUGCACCAGUCGAUGCAGCAUUGAAGUCAGACUUCGCAAAGUACACCGUUGGCAUGAGGAGAAUUGAGGAGACCGGUGUGAAGUCUUUGAAGGAUGCAGACAAAAUAUUGAUGGAUUAUGAGGACAACAUGGCGAUUCGACAAUUCCUGCUCACCAAUUUGGCCCGAGACGAGGAUGGCAUGCAGAGGUUCAAAGUACCGUUAAAGUAUCUGACGAACGCUCUGAGCAAGCUGGGCGACUUCCCGUUCAAGGAUCCGGACGAGGCGCGGUAUGAGGGUCCGACGCUGUUCGUUCGAGGUACCCGGAGCCACUACAUUGCGGACGACAUGCUGCCCCUUUGUGGGAGGUUCUUUCCCAGAUUCGAGCUGUCCAGUAUUGACGCAGGGCAUUGGGUGAUAAGUGAGAAGCCGGAGGAGUUUAGACAGGGUGCGUGUCGAAUUCCGCAGCCAAAGUGUACAACUGCUAAUAGUGCUGGUAGCUGUGGUUGA
Messenger RNA from Zymoseptoria tritici IPO323, 983 nucleotides. RefSeq lists its product as uncharacterized. The transcript has 2 exons. The record is from RefSeq and is a predicted model, not a curated record. NCBI's taxonomy places the organism in Eukaryota, Fungi, Ascomycota, Dothideomycetes, Mycosphaerellales, Mycosphaerellaceae. Gene Ontology annotation, cellular component: mitochondrion. The coding region runs from base 54 to 983 and encodes 309 amino acids.